Messenger RNA from Didymodactylos carnosus, 381 nucleotides. NCBI's taxonomy places the organism in Eukaryota, Metazoa, Rotifera, Eurotatoria, Philodinida, Philodinidae. The record is from the annotation of a GenBank genome assembly.
AUGGGUGCAGAAGAAUCGACGAUACCCGAACGAUUAAAUUCAUCUCAGAUUCAAGCUUUAGCAUCCAAGACAAAAUAUUCUAAAGAUGAAAUCGAGAAGUACUACCAUAAGUUUAUAACAGAAUAUCCGAGUGGAAAAAUAUCGAAAGAAACGUUUUACGAAGCUUAUCAUGAAUUACAUCCUGAAGCAAAAUCACAUCAAGACGCAGCUAUGUUUAAAAAAUUUGACAUAAAUAAUUCAGGAGAUAUUGAUUUCCGUGAAUUUAUGGUGGCUUUAAAAGCAAAUUCAGCCACAUUAAAACUGUUAAUAAAUAAAGAUGAUAUAUACCAGGAGCACUGGACAAAGACAAAAGUGCGAAACCAAGAUGCGGCAAAAUUCUAG